AUGGGUCGGCUCGACCGGAGUGAUACCACGGCCUCACAGAAAACCGACGUGAAGCAACCACAGCGUUGUGUUUCGCCUUGUGAGUCCUUCCCCUCCCCCCCAAAAAGUCGGCUACGCACUCGUGACUCCUCUGUUGCCAUGUGUCGGUGUCCAUGGGCGGUGCUGAUUGCUUACCAUCAGGGCGACGGUGGCGCCCCCUUAGCGUGUCCAUUCGGCAGCAACAAAUACAAGCUGACUGGUCUAGUGGGAUGGGGAAUAGGAUGUGGAGAACAGGAUGUCCCAGCUGUAUACGCCAAUGUCCCAAUGUUCAGGAAUUGGGGCGAUGGUGGCGCCCCCUUAGCAUGUCAGUUCGGCAACAACAGAUACAAGCUGACUGGUCUAGUAGCGUGGGGGAUUGGAUGUGGACAGCAGGAUGUCCCAGCAGUAUACGCCAAUGUCCCAAAGUUCAGGAAUUGGGUCGACCUGAAGUUGAGAAUGUGGGGCUUCGCAGCGACAUCUUACAGCAAUAUAAAGCAUUAA
This is a messenger RNA of Spodoptera exigua (beet armyworm), 519 nucleotides long. NCBI's taxonomy places the organism in Eukaryota, Metazoa, Arthropoda, Insecta, Lepidoptera, Noctuidae. The record is from the annotation of a GenBank genome assembly.